UUCAAGCGGUCGGUUGUUUUUGUUUCCUUGAAUAGCACUAAACAAUCCCUUGCUUUCAUUAAUUUUUCCUUUCAGUGCGGUUCCAUGAUUUCCGAGAAUUUUAAAUGACGCAGAUGAAGCGAUGCAAUUCGUAAUUAAAGUAUUAACUGACAAAGUGAACAACAAAAUAACGUGCCAGUUACCGAGAACUGACCUUUGCUCGCCUUUGUGACACGUAUUGCAAAUACAUCGUCCUGCAAACAUCGUAUAGAUUUCGUAGGACAGGAGUUUAACAAAAUAAGAGUGUUUUUUUUUUAUGUGCGUUCAUGUGGAAAACCUAAUCAGAGCCCCGGCGCGGACUGUCAGAAGAAUCAAUAUAGCUAACUUUUACAGGAAAUCAAGAUCAGGUGUAACUAGAAAUCGGUUUCGAUUCCUUGAAUUAAUUACGAUCGAGCGUAGUUUUAGAACUUAUUUCAAACUGCAGGUUUCGCUAUGAAUUCUGUCUCAGCAAAUGUGUGGGAAAAUGCUGGAAAGUAAGUAUUUUGUUCCCAUGUUUAUUUCCGUUUACGAAAAAAGAGAACUGAAAGAAAAACCGGAAAUGCAUUGACUAAAUCAUGUGAUGGGGUCACGCUCGAUCGUCACGCUUGACAAAUUGCAGAUGGAAGCAGAAGGGAAAAAAUAACUUUUGACUCAAGGAAAAUAUGAUAAUGGGGCUCAUUGCACAACGCCCGUUUUAUUCAGUUCCUGCUUGCUUUGGAACUUGGCUGCCGGGACAUUUUAUUUCGUCGCUGAAAACGCGGUUUGGGUUGAAGUCGUUGAAUGAUAGGCGAUUAUAACCGUCGACACGAUCUUCGUAGCAACUCAACGGAGUUUCAUACCCUCUGUGGUAACCAGGACACGCUGUACUCGCCGCAUUGUUGAAAGUAUUGUUCACCAGCUGACCGUGUAUCAAACCUCAAUAAUUAGUGUCAGAGUUUGCUAGACUGACCACUAACGCACUUGAUGGUUCAUGAGAUUAUGGCCUACUUAUCUUGGGUGGAACAUUGCAUAUCUGAGACUCUCUUAUUAUUUCUCCUCACUGGUCCAUUUAUCCUUCCCUCUGUUACAUGUCAGAUAUGCCAUAAUGUGCUUCAGCAGACUGACCCCCGAGUUAGAAUUGUAUCAAGCCCGUCAUCCAACACAUUGCCUUUUGGUGCGCCGCUCAAUCUCACUUGCAUUGCAUCUCAAAAUGAUGAGCUGGCAGAUAAAUUUGUACAUUUGUCAAGGCCAGUCUAUAUUCAAUGGUUUGGCCCACAAGGAUUACUGAACGGAUGCAAACGUGAAGCAGGAUCACCACCAGAUGCAGCUAUGAGCUGCCUUUUAAUGGUUCGUGCCCUGACUUUAAGACAGUUUGGAAACUACACUUGCCAAGCAGGCAGUAACUAUCGCUGCAGCAUCAAAAGAAUUGAAAUUUAUCCUCCUGAACAUCGAAGUCCAGAUAUUGUCCAGCAACCAGUGAACCAAACUGCUGUUCUAGGCUCCAAUGUAACCUUCAGCUGUGCUGCCACUGGUAAACCCAAGCCAUUAAUCACAUGGGCGAAGGACAAUGAUCUAUACUCUUUAGAAUUCAAUCCAAGGGCAAAGGUGACGACAGAUGGUGAAAAGAGUCUCAGCAAGCUGGUAAUGACAGCAAUCAAGAGUGAAGAUUAUGGAAGGUAUCACUGUGUUGCAAACAACAGUGCUGGAGUAAUGGCAUCAAGAAGGGCUUUCCUAUUUCCAGGACCAGUUGCACCCAGUCCAUCAGUCCUAAAACGGGCGAGCAGUUCAAAAGCGAAGAUCUUUGCUAUUGUUAUACCCAGCAUCAUCUUAGCCAUGAUGAUUUGUGGACUUAGUGUUUUCCUGUGGUAUCAUCGAUCAAGACGUGCACGUGAUGUAGAGAUUCCUUUAACUCUCAAUACGUGCGCCGAGUCUGUGGAACGGAUAUCAUUGCCGUGCGAACUUACGUCAUCUGAGGCAAACAACACACCGUUACGGGGGGACAUCAGGAACAUGUUCGAUACCACUGAGGGUCCUGCAGAGUCACCAAUACCAUUUCAAGAGUCUGAAAAGAUACAGCUGCCAGAUGUCGAAAUUCACUCUGAAGGCCAUCCGUUGUUAGGGGAAUUAACAGUUGAGAUUCCAGCUAGAAAGUCUCCAAAAGCAAGGCAGUUCUGUCCAAUAGCAGGCCUUGGAGACACACCUCCUAAAAGACCUCCAAAGCUCAGAAGAAAAGAGAGUACAGAGCACAAAGUGCGAUGUUGGUAUGCGAUGGAGUCACGGAGCAGAGAUCCCAAGCUAAAGAAGUCAGACACCCUAAACAGUAAGGACAGUGGUUAUGACAGUACAGAGAGUAGAGAGAACAUUUACCUUGACCAAGAGAUUGCCCUGGAGAACAACGGAGGCUGGGAAAUCGACUUGAACAGGCUUGAAGUCAAAACUGAAGUUCUCGGAGAAGGGCAGUUUGGAAUUGUUUACAAAGGCCGGUAUUGUCGAGACGAUGGAAAUGUCAUCGAUGUGGCGGUGAAGCAGUUAAAAGAUAGCACGUGUGAGACCAACAAAGUUGACCUACUUGGCGAAAUGCAGAUCCUGAAAGAAACUGGUCGACAUCCUAACAUCGUCAGCUUAGUUGGUGCGUGCACUCAGGAGGAAAACAUCCUUGUGGUCACAGAAUUAAUUCCUCGGGGUAGCCUUGAAAGUUUGUUGAGGUCCAGACAUGGUCGUGGCGAGGAGAAUAAGUAUGCGAAUCUCAAUUGUGAGUUCAAUGACCGAGAACUGUUAAAAAUCGCACUGCAAAUAGCUUCAGGAAUGCAGCACUUAGAGGAAAGGAAGUGCAUUCAUCGGGACCUAGCAGCGAGAAAUGUUUUUAUUGACGAUAACAAGGUUGCAAAGAUUGGAGACUUUGGACUGGCAAGAGACAUCUCUGAUGAAGGCAUAUACACCAAGACCUCCAAUGGUAAAGUUCCGUGGAGAUGGUCCUCUUUAGAAUCUUUACGAGAUGGGAUUUAUACAUCGCAGAGUGACGUGUGGUCAUUUGGCAUUGUUUUGUGGGAAAUAACUACCUAUGGCGAGUUGCCAUACCCUGACAUAACCACACCAUCCGCCCUUAUAAGUUUCCUCUCUUCGGGGAAACGGAUGCCUCGUCCCGACCAUUGCUGCGAGGAAAUGUAUAUGUUGAUGAGUUCCUGCUGGAGGGAGAACCCUUUGAUGAGGCCAACGUUUGCUGGUAUCACAAAACAGCUGCAAAAAUACCUUACAAAAGAAUAUAAGAGACCAUAUGUUAAUACAAAAAAUGAAGACAUUAGUAGUGACGCGGAAUCCUGGUUAUAAAGACGAUUGUGAAUUGUAUCGCGUACUUGGGACGGCGUCUGAAGACGCUUUUGGAGACUGACGCAGAAGUAUAUUGUGUGUGUGUCUGUCACAGCAUAAUAUGGGAUGAGGAACAGGACAAUAACGUGGGAGUCGGCUGUACAAUUUCAAAACGCAGGAAAGCAAGAGAAAUGCUGACUGGGCGUGAUAAGCCGAAGAUAUCUAAGAGACGGGAAAUGUUUACAUGUAUGCUUUCUGAUGUCUUGAGUUCUUACUGGCAGAAUGGAAUGGAUUGUUGAAGCGGCAACAUCGACCAUCAGUUUGGCAAAUAGGACAAUCGUGGAUAUGAACAUCGUGGAGAUGAACAUUAGCUAGCAACGGAUAUGCAGUACCUCAAACAUGCAUGCGCUGGCUGUUAAUCUUCUUUUUCUAUGGAGGGCGUAUAACGGUCGAAUAAAACUAGUUGAUACUUCAGUUUUAUUUAAAAGGGGGAAACGUUCGUGCCAGUGAACAUUUAAACGAAAAAUUUGAAUUUAUGUAUCAUUGUUUACAAAAGUCUUAAAAGAUCGAUUUCAAUAUUGUAAUGUUCCAAACUGUAUUUACCAAUUUCAGUUUCCUGUACAUGCACAUUACAAAAUUUGGAAGUAUUUAAUAAUUUGAUAUAUGUGAAAGUCGCUAAUACGCACUCCACAUCAAUUUUAUCUUUUUUUUUAUCCUCGGUUGAACAGGCAGAUUUGGAGGCAGCAAACGAUUUCAUGCUAUGCAGGCAUCCAUUAUAUUACUAUAGCUCUUUGGUACUCGGCUGCACUGACUUCACCUACUAGACGCCUACUACAAAGCGAGGAUGUGGCUUGUUAGCCACACAAGGAACAUAGUUUUGUAUCCCAUUCCAUUGUAUUUACUUCAAAUUCUAGAUGGUACAGAUGGCAUAAGUAAAAAUGAAAUAUCGAGGAAAAGGUUGUUGUUAUUCAUCGUGGUAGAUGCA
Messenger RNA from Orbicella faveolata, 4288 nucleotides. Its product is annotated as fibroblast growth factor receptor 1-A-like. Gene Ontology annotation, molecular function: transmembrane receptor protein tyrosine kinase activity; ATP binding. Gene Ontology annotation, cellular component: plasma membrane; signaling receptor complex. The record is from RefSeq and is a predicted model, not a curated record. NCBI's taxonomy places the organism in Eukaryota, Metazoa, Cnidaria, Anthozoa, Scleractinia, Merulinidae. Gene Ontology annotation, biological process: cell surface receptor protein tyrosine kinase signaling pathway; multicellular organism development; protein phosphorylation.